AUGUCUAAACCGAAACCGUCCCGAAGUAAUCAUGCCGUUUCUUUGACAAACGGCACCACAAUUUCAAGGUUAUUUUUCCUUUUUUCCCAACUCCCUCGCUUGGUAUAUGCUCUUCCAGUGUUCAACCGUGCCCAUCAUGAGUCUAUUCUGCACAAUGAUAUCGUCAACGCCAGUGAAAAUAUGACACCCGAACAAUUUUACAUCAACUUGGCGGUCUCUGCCGUGCUUGUUCUUCUUGGAGGUGUAUUCGCUGGCCUCACAUUAGGUUUAAUGGGCCAGGACGAAGUGUACUUGAAAGUUAUCUCCACAAGUGGCGACGCUUAUGAACGUAGAUACGCCCGCAAAGUGCUUAAAUUGAUUGGUCGCGGAAAGCACUGGGUAUUGGUAACGUUGUUGCUCUCAAAUGUCAUCACCAAUGAAACCUUACCCAUUGUUCUUGACCGUUGUUUGGGCGGUGGUUGGCCAGCAGUUGUCACCUCCACCGCGUCCAUCGUGAUCUUUGGAGAAAUCAUUCCGCAAUCUAUUUGCGUUCGGUAUGGUCUUCAGGUCGGUGCCAUGUUCGCCCCCUUUGUCCUCAUCUUGAUGUAUAUCAUGUACCCAGUGGCUUACCCUUGUGCUCUUUUGUUAGAUCACAUUUUGGGAGAGGACCAUGGUACAGUGUACAAGAAAUCAGGGUUGAAGACGUUGGUCACUCUCCACAAAACUAUGGGUGUGGAACGCUUAAACCAAGACGAAGUAACUAUCAUUAGCGCUGUUUUGGAUUUGAAAGAAAAAGAUGUUGCCAACAUCAUGACUCCCAUCGACAGAGUGUUCACCAUGAGCUCUGAUAUGAUAUUAGAUGAGAAAACAGUAGAGGAAAUUUUCAACGCGGGGUUUUCUCGUAUUCCUAUCCACUUGCCCAAUGAUCCCAUGAACUUUGUUGGUAUGCUUUUGGUACGUGUUUUGAUCAGUUAUGAUCCAGAAGAUGCAUUGCCAGUGGCUGCAUUCCCAUUAGCCACAUUGCCGGAAACAAGUUCGGAAACUUCAUGUUUGAACAUUUUAAAUUACUUUCAAGAAGGUAAAUCACAUAUGAUUAUUGUUAGUGAGACACCCGGAGAACCUACUGGAGCAAUUGGUGUUUUGACUCUUGAAGAUGUGAUUGAAGAAUUGAUCGGAGAAGAAAUUGUCGAUGAAUCCGACGUUUAUGUCGACAUAAACAAAAACAUCAAACGUACUCAACCGGGGCCAUUAUCGAAACGUCACUUAACAUCGUAUCUCCUGAAUUUGUAUCAGAGAUCCAAUUCCAAUUCCAAGAGGAAUUCCCUUGACGAUUCUGCCCGUCAGCCACUCAAAGAGGCCACGCCCGAUGAAAGUCAGGUUUCUGGCAGUAAGACAUGGAAGCCAAUGAACCCUGCUGCCAACCCAUUGGAAACCAACAAGAAGUUUGUGACAAUCAAGAGACCCGACUACGACACGGUCAAGAGUCUUUCUGGCGUGUCAAGAAGCCACCGCGAGCGCCAAGAUGGCGCCCAAAGACAAAGACACCUUGUACCUCAAUACGGCGCGGUGCAUGCAACCGAAGAAGGGGCAUUGAGAGAUGCCAAGCGUCGAAGUAGCGAUCACGAUAGUGCCUCACGCCAACGAUUUUUACUACCUGAAGAACGAGAAACCGAUGUUUCUGAAAUCGUCAGCCACAACGGCCAGCACGAUGCCGCCGAUGCACCACCCACCACUGUAAAACUAGAUGAUGUCAAUGGUUCUGGAGGGAACAGCAUCCCCCUUGUUACGCAAGAGCACAGUGAAUCCAGAUCUUACCGUACUGGAGGAAUCGUUGAGUCGGUGGUCAAUGUGGACGGUGUGCACAAAACGAUCAUUGAGAACGUCAGUGACGAUGAGGACAACAAUGAGCUUAUUGCCACACCGCACGGAUCAAUGCGGAAGAAACACUUGGAUGCAAUCUUCAAGAACGGCGAUGGACGGUCGGAAGAAGUGGAACAACUUCUCGGCGAUGACAAUUCGUCCGAAACCAGCAAGAGCCGCAAGCAGCUGAUGUGGGACCGGUUCAUUAAUCCCUCCAGCGACGAGUAG
Messenger RNA from Meyerozyma guilliermondii ATCC 6260, 2067 nucleotides. RefSeq lists its product as uncharacterized. The record is from RefSeq and is a predicted model, not a curated record. NCBI's taxonomy places the organism in Eukaryota, Fungi, Ascomycota, Pichiomycetes, Serinales, Debaryomycetaceae. The transcript has a single exon. Gene Ontology annotation, cellular component: intracellular membrane-bounded organelle. Gene Ontology annotation, biological process: magnesium ion homeostasis. Bases 1 to 2067 code for a protein of 688 amino acids.